Molecule: messenger RNA, 7991 nt
Organism: Anguilla anguilla (European eel)
Lineage: Eukaryota; Metazoa; Chordata; Actinopteri; Anguilliformes; Anguillidae
Product: FERM domain-containing protein 4A-like
Exons: 24
Coding region: 333-3587 (1084 amino acids)
Biological process (GO): establishment of epithelial cell polarity
Cellular component (GO): cytoskeleton; adherens junction; bicellular tight junction
Source: RefSeq, a predicted model, not a curated record
CCUCUCAGAACAAAUAAACGCAGCGAACCAGCCUGCCCACUGCCUCACCGUCUUACUACAUGGGAGGGUUUGCGUUUAACACAUGUAGGCUGUCAUCCUGAAUUUGUCUCUUUGCCACCUGAGAAGAAGUAGUGGAAAAUGGGGGGGACAUUUUUUAAUAUGUGAGUGGGAGGCAAGUGACCGUGAAUUCCUGUGGCCAGCCAUCCAAGCUGAUUCUCCAGGGUGCAGUUCAGAAAGGUGGAAAAAACCAUUGGGAAUGGCAGGUAUUAGAUUUUGCCGCACAGUGGAAUUUACCUGGCCGGGUAGCUAACCAGCGUCAUUUCUGAGCCGCGAUGGAUGGUGCGCUUGUUGGCUUUGGGGAUGUCUUUUUCUCCAGACGGGGCCUCCUGUGGAACUUGACUUCCACAGCUCUAAGGAGGUGGCACAUAGCGAAUCCGAGGGCUUUUUACCUGCUGGCCAAACCCAGGUGCAUCCCAAGGACCGUGUACCAGAUGACAGAGGGGCGGCGAUGUCAGGUCCACCUUCUCGAUGACAGGAAACUGGAGCUGCUGGUGCAGCCCAAACUCAUGGCAAAAGAUCUCCUUGACCUGGUGGCAUCCCACUUCAACCUGAAAGAGAAAGAGUACUUUGGAAUAUCGUACACAGAUGAGACGGGUCACUUCAGCUGGCUGCAGCUGGACCGUCGUGUCCUGGAACAUGAGUUCCCCAAGAAGUCUGGCCCGGUGGUGCUGUACUUCUGUGUCAGGUUUUACAUUGAAAGUAUAUCCUACCUGAAGGACAGUGCAACUAUUGAGUUGUUUUUCCUCAAUGCCAAGUCCUGCAUCUAUAAGGAGCUCAUCGAGGUGGACAGUGAGGUGGUCUUUGAGCUCGCCUCCUACAUACUGCAGGAGGCAAAAGGUGACUUCACGAGUAAUGAAGUCACGAGGGCGGACCUGAAGAAGCUGCCUGCUCUACCCACCCAGGCACUGAAGGAGCAUCCGUCUCUGGCUUACUGUGAGGACCGGGUGAUCGAGCACUACAAGAAGCUCAACGGUCAGUCCAGGGGCCAGGCCAUCGUCAAUUAUAUGAGCAUAGUGGAAUCUCUCCCCACAUAUGGAGUCCAUUACUAUGCUGUAAAGGACAAACAGGGUAUUCCGUGGUGGCUGGGACUGAGCUACAAAGGCAUCUUUCAGUACGAUCACCAGGACAAGGUGAAGCCCAGAAAGGUGUUCCAAUGGAGGCAGCUGGAGAACCUGUACUUCAGAGAGAAGAAGUUUUCUGUGGAAGUUCAUGACCCUCGCAGCAGGGCGUCGGUGACCCGAAGGACGUUUGGCCACAGUGGCAUCGCGGUGCACACCUGGUAUGCCUGCCCCGCCCUGAUAAAGUCCAUCUGGGCCAUGGCCAUCAGCCAGCACCAGUUCUACCUGGACAGAAAACAGAGCAAGUCAAAAAUCCAUGCGGCACGAAGCCUGAGUGAGAUCGCGAUUGACCUGACGGAGACUGGAACACUGAAGACUUCCAAACUGGCCAACAUGGGCAGCAAGGGAAAGAUUAUCAGCGGGAGUAGUGGGAGUCUUCUGUCAUCAGGUUCCCAGGAGUCGGACAGCUCCCAGACCGCCAAGAAGGACAUGCUGGCUGCCCUCAAGGCCAGGCAAGAAGCCCUGGAGGAGACACUGCGGCAGCGACUGGAGGAGCUCAAGAACAUCUGCAUCCGAGAGGCAGAACUGACUGGCAAGCUGCCCAAGGAGUACCCCCUGGACCCGGGCGAGGAGCCUCCGACUGUCCGCCGCAAGAUUGGCACAGCGUUCAAGCUGGAUGAACAGAAGAUACUGCCAAAGGGAGAGGAGGAGGAGCUGGAGAGGCUGGAGCGGGAGUUCGCCAUCCAGUCGCAGAUCACCGAGGCGGCGCGGCGGCUGGCCAGCGACCCCCACGUCACCAGCAAGAAGCUGAAGAAGCAGCGGAAGACCUCCUACCUGAACGCCCUCAAGAAGCUGCAGGACAUCGAGAACGCCAUCAACGAGCACCGUGUCCGCACGGGCAAGAAGCCCACGCAGCGGGCAUCGCUCAUUAUAGAGGAGGCGAAUCUCGGCUCUGAAGACAGCUCCCUGUCAGACGCUCUGGUCCUCGACGACGACGAUUCUCAGGGGACGGUCACCUUCUCGCCCGCCGCCUCCCCCCACAGGGGCCUGCCGCCCCGUCCCCCCUCCCACGGCCGGCCCCCGCCCCCACAGUCCCUGGAGGGGCUCCGCCACCUGCACUACCAGCGCAGCGACUACGACAAGUCCCCCAUCAAGCCCAAGAAGUGGAGCGAGUCCUCGCUGGACGAGCCCUACGAGCGCGUCAAGAAGCGCUCCUCCCACGGUCACUCCAGCAGCCACAGGAGGUUCCCCAGCACGGGGAGCUGCUCGGAGGCCGGAGGGAGCUCCUCCCUGCAGAGCAGCCCGGUCAGGACCCUCCCCCACUGGAGCUCGCAGUCCAGCAUGCCCUCCACCCCUGACCUGAGGACCCGCGCCACGCACUACGUCCACUCCACCAGGUCUGUGGACCUGAGCCCCACGCGGCUGCACAGCCUGGCUCAGCACUUCCGCAACCGGAGCUCCAGCCUGGAGUCGCAGGGCAAGCCGCUGGGCUCGGAGCCCGAGACGGGCAGCCCGGACUUCUGCACGCCGGGCACGCGCAGCAGCAACGGGUCCGACCCGCUGGACGACUGCUCGUCCUGCGCCAGCCACUCCAGCUCCGAGCACUACUACCCCGCCGCCCCCUCGUCCGCCGGCAACCCCAACUACUCCACCCUGGCCGAGGACUCGCCCUCCAAGGCCCGGCAGCGCCAGCGCCAGCGCCACAAGUCCGCCGGCCAGCUGGGCUCCUCCAACUCGGGCAGCAUGCCCAACCUGGCGGCCAAGAACGGCGUGGGCGGCGGGGGCGGGCACCACGGGGUCUACCUGCACAGCCAGAGCCAGCCGUCCUCGCAGUACCGCAUCAAGGAGUACCCGCUGUACGUGGACGGCAGCGCCGCCCCGGUGGUGGUGCGCAGCCUGGAGAGCGACCAGGAGGGCCACUACAGCGUCAAGGCCCAGUUCAAGACCUCCAACUCCUACACGGCCGGCGGCAUGUACCGCGAGGCCUGGCACGGGGCCGAGGAGGGGGGCGAGGGCGGCGGCGGCGGGGGCGGGGGGAGCGGGGGGCGCCUGACCCCGUCCCGCUCGCAGAUCGUACGGACUCCCUCCUUGGGCCGGGAGGGCGGGGGCGGGGGCGGGGUGAGCAGGACGGCGGUUUCGGACGAGCUCAGGUGCUGGUACCAGCGCUCCUCCGGGUCGCUGAAGGAGCACGGCAGGAGGGAGCAGGGCGGGUCCGGCGUUUCGGACGGCGGCUCGCAGUACGGGACGCUGCAGAGCGCCGCGGGACACGGGCGCAUCAGGAAGGCCAAGGCCUCCUCAGCUGCUUCGCCUCAGAGCCAGCGGAGCGCGACCCCGUCCAGCGAGCUGGCCGCCACGCCCCCCUGCAGCCCCCAGCACAUCCUCAGCUGGCAGAGCGGAGGCACGGCAGGAAGCUCUCCUACUACUGAGGACCGACCUCAUUCUCCAGCCCACCAAAGCACUGACGAAUAGAGCUCAUACAACGACAAAUGUUUCUUGGACAGUCCUCUGUACUCGGAAUUGGCAGACGUCCAGUGGUAUGGACGAGAGAAGGCUAAGCCGGGGACACUGGUCUGACCCCCCCCCCCACCACUGUCGCCCCACCUCCAACCCCUCACACGAGCAUCCUCCGGGCUUGUGAGUCUGUGGGCGGAACUUCCCCCAGACCAGCCCUCCUCUGGAAGCACCACCCCCCCCCCCCCCCCUUAUCACACCCAUGCCCAGCGCUGGGCUGUGGGCUCGACCCCUCCCCCUCCCCUCAUACAGCAGGGGACUCUGGGACCCUUUGCCCCGUAGGACUGGACAGCACCGUGAGCCAGGCCCCAGACCUACUGGUGGGCACCAAGUCCCCCCAACAAGCCCACAGCAACCGCUGUAUGCACAAACCGGAACCUUCCAACCACUGUGGGAGUUUGUGACACAAAGCCACAAGUCUGAUCGCUCAGACAUAAUCCAUCUCCAGCGCAAUACUGAUAUCUCCAUACUGCAGAGUGAGCCUAUCGUCUAGCUCAACCAGGAUUAACCUCUCUCUUUUUUUGACAAUGACAGCACACUCUUUCAUCAUUCCGGAAACUCCUCAGCCCGAACCAGAGGAUCUGGAAAAAAUAUGGGUUGAAAUGGAGGUUCUUGUAACAGACCAAUACAUGUUUUUUAAUUUUUUUUAGUUUUUUGUUUUGUUUCCUUAAAAAAAUAGCUGCAAAGACAGAUUUUUGCCAUCUCUUGAAAAUCUCAAACAAUUUUUAAGGAGGAGUUUUCCUCUUGGAUGUUGUGUGAGCGUCCCCCUGUUGGAGUAUCCCCACAUAAGUCUUUGUCCGCCACAGUGCAUCUCCUGAGCCCCUCCCACUACCAAAGAUCCACUCUCCUAAAGGAACGCAGGAUUUGAUGGAGGUUGACCCUGACCAAUCCUUUUAAGCAGCACCAGCUUUUAAACAGCACAGUGUCCAGCAUGGUCCAGACACCCCCCCCCCCUCCCCUCCAGUGCUGGAUUCCCUAGCCGUAACGGUAAUGUUUCUGCCGGAACUGAUCUGUUUGACUUUGCGUGACUGCCUUCCUGGCACUGCACGGUGAAUCCCUCCCCCACUGAAACCGCACAAAACUGAGGAACGGCGUCAAUGUACGUUUGCGUCUCCAGCUCUCUUGGGAUCGCUGGAACUGUCGCUUCAUUUAAAUGUUUCGGUGUCACUCAAACCCUUUCUACAUGCCUUUCCUGUCACGUGACCCCACACAUAUAAUUUGGUAAGAUGAGACUGCAUUUUUUUUAAAGAGUUUCUGGUAUUUGUCUACAGCCAGGAGAGAUUUGGCCAAUCAGAUCUCAGAACCUCAGAUCUCAGCGUUUGCACAGUGGUCCAGAUGCCAAUGUAGUGACUAAUUAGAUUGUUUAGAGUCCAGUGUUAGCGGGUGAUUAGCGGUGAGAGGUACCCUUAUGAGGAUCCUUGUCUCAGGGUGUCAUAAGUGCCCAAGUUCUCACUCCGGAUCAACAGAAGUGCCAGUCCACUAUGGUGCUCUAUCACCUGUGUGGCCUGUAAACAGCCAUGCAGCAGAAAGUCAAUGAGCCAACAGUGCUAACCGCCUAUAAGUACUCAGUAUGCAGGUAGACACGAGGUCGCGUUUUCUCCACCUGUGUCCUACCAAUCACAGCGCCACAUUUUUGAGCCGCAGCCUCAUUGUGCAGUGGCCAGCAAUCAAGUACAGCUUGUGUCCGUAUUUUACCAGUGGUUUAUUGGCCUGGUUUAUUGGCCACCGCAACUGCAACAUAACCUGCAAUGUAGCCACAACCUGAAAAGGUUGUUGAAGCAUUCUCUGAUCGAAGCCCUUGGGAAUAUGAACGGAGGUGCACUGAAUACAAGGCAUGCUAUUGCAACAAUUAGGUCUUGGUUCAGUAAUGUUAAUAACACGAAAUGCUCAGAUUUGAAAGAAAAUGAAAGACUUAAGAGAUUUUGCAUUAAGACGUAUCGGUAGAAUAAAAUUCUUUAUGCUACUGUGGUCACUUUAACAUCACUUCUGGUUAAAUGAUAUUAACUACAAUUGGGGCAAUAAACCCCACAAAUGCUAGCCUAAUCCAUACCUCUUGUUCGUUCAGUUCAUCAUUGCUAAGGAAGUUUUCAUACAGUAAACCCCAGUGUUCAGUGAUCUCAGAUUGCACUAUGUCUCACUGAAAACAAGGCUGUCUUUUUUUUUUUUUUUUUUACUGAACAUUGGAAAGACUGUGAUGGACUAUCAGGGUGCUGUCAUUAAGAGAUCAUCAAUGCAUGCUGAUUUACUACGCCUUAUCCAGAUUUCAUCAGCAGAUGUUAUUGCACAAAUAGCAUAUUGUUGUAAGAGAACAGUCUGAGGGUCAACGAUAUUUCACUGUUUAAAAUAUACUACAGUCCAGGGAUUUCCAACUCUGGUCCUGCAAUUUUAUGUCAAACAUUAAUGUUCAAAGUAAUGAAUAUUCCAUAUUCAUUUAAGGACUUUAAUCUGUGAGAUCAGUUCUCAGGCAACAAAUGCUUUUGGUUACAUUUAGUAUUGUAACCAAAGAUUCUGAGUCCUAGAUUCUGAAAGUGUGGACAUCUCGUACUGGAAACUAAACCAUUCAUGGAAAAUGAAGAGUUAAAUGAUGAAACAAAUAGAAAUGAGCCAAACCCAGACUGUGAAAAUCUGUUUCAGAAAAAAAUUGUGAAACUAAAACACUUGAUUUCAAAAACCUUAAUUAAUCAAAAGAUUGGGUGGAACAAAAAACAACAUGCAUAGGAGUACUCCAGGACCAGGGUUGGCUACCUCUGCUAUAGUCAGCGUUGUGUUCUCUCUCUCCACAUAGAGAAAAUAGCACAUUUUUGUAUCUGGAAAAAUGCACUUCUGCAGAGACAAUGCAUUUGUAUCAUUGUUUUAAAACAAAGCUGAGGGACUUGAUAUAUGGGGUGGGGGUCUGUGAUAUAUUAGAAGUUACUUGGGUUUGAGCUGUUGUAAAAAAUAUCUUGCUUCAUUACUUCAGUUGUGGUAAUAUUCCACUGAAAACAGGGUUUUACGCCACCGUGUUGAGCUAUCUGCCAUUACAUUUGGACUUGGUGGAGGUUCUUUAUAGCAUCAGCUAUACAAAACAGGAUAAAAUAGAGAUAUGUGGAAGCCAUACGUCUGACUUUCCUUCCCCCACAUGUACACACUUGCAUUGAAUUUAUAUUUUAGGAACUAAAUGCGUAUUAUAAAGCACACCUUUCUGCCAAUCAAAAUGGUUGACAUUAUAUGAUGUGUGGUGAUGGGGGUUGCGAGUAGUGUUUGGUAGAGAUACAAGAGACUGGAGGGUUAUCCUUCCCUACAGGUCUGUACAGACUAAAGGGUUGCUGUAGCAAUACAGAACAUGUAACCAGGAUAAUCUGAGAAUGUGGCAGGCCUCAAAUUUCAGUUAGAAUUCAGAGUUUGAAGCUCAAAGGAAUAUCUCUGAGCAGACUAAAUUAUGGUGAGAGUAUGAAUUGUAAACGUAUCACUGUUCAGUCCCAUUUGUCCACAGAUUCCCAGAUUAUUGUCGAAGUCCUUAACAUGUUAGCCCCUCACACUAUAUUGGUGUGUUACUGACAUUCCAAGUGUAGUAAAUGAAGAGGUCCCAUUCAGUGCCCAAGAAGGACAUUUCCUGUUUCUUCCAAAGCAUGUUACACAGGUACAUUGUGGAUCCUGGAACAAAUCACUGAAAGUGGCUGUCAAUUUUAAACAGUGCCCUUCUUGAGGGAGGACCAUUCUGUCUCCAUAACCCUGUGGUAAUUUAUGAUCAUCAAACCCAAAACUGUGUUGUACCUUCUACCUAUUCACCAUCACAGCAUUGCUGUAUUUAUUCAGAAUAAAAGUAACUUUUUAUAUAUAAAGAAGAAUUAACUAACACAUCUGUCAUCAUUUACAGCAGUGGAAGGCAGGCUGUCUUUAAAAAAAAAAAAAAAACCAUUGACCGUUGUUUUAUUGAUGUCCAGUUAUUUUUUAGGUAAAUCCGUAUUAGAUUUUAGUUCAGGCAUAGUAACAACUCUUUCAGGUGCUACAGAAUGAGGUGUGGAAUUUCUUUUACUGUCAUCAAUAAUCCUAAUAUAAGUUGUGCAAAAUGAAGGACUUUAGUUUUAAACUAAAACUCUCCCUCCAUCUGACAGUACAGCAUGUAUCUGGAUUUUGUUAGGUUCUGUUCGACUGUAACCAAACAAAAGCUAUAUGUUGUAGAAGAAAGAAAAUGUGGAAUUGUAACGAGAAACAAAUUCCGCUGUUAAUUUAUUCUUUUUUUCUAUUAAGAAUUUGUAUAGUAACUUUACAUUUUUUCAAACUGUGUUGUUGGCAACCGAUAAUGAAUUUUUCCAGAUGAGAAAACUUGGUGGUUCUUGAGAUUAUGAAAAUAAAUUAUUGCUGAAUGUUCUCAAAAUGGAA